CUUAACUUGGUCAAAGUAACAUCGUCAGAAUGAAGCCAAAAGAUUUGGAUCACAUUUGCAGGAAAUUAGUGAAAAUAUUAGAUAACCAUAAACCGAUCUAUCUGGAAAGAAAUCUACGGGAUGUUCUACCCAAUUCUUGUAAAGAGCCUUUACUUAGCCGAAAGUUAGCCAAGUUGAUCAAGUUAGUGUUAUUGAUCCUUUUUGUUUUGUUUGUUGUAAACUUCUAUUACCAAGAAAUGCAAGGAAAGAGUUGUGUUCUUUCUCUGCCACGGCCCCUGCGUUACGCCCUUCGUCCGCCCGAGAGAUGUGAUUUUUGUGAAAAUAUAAAAACUGUGCCGCGCCUCCAAAACAUUAGCCCCCAAGAGUUUGAAAACAAAUUCGCUUACAGCGCAGCCCCAGUUAUUAUUAGUGACGCCACCAAAAAUUGGACAGCAAUUUCGCAAUUUAACUAUUGGUAUUUUCGCGAUGUUUAUGCCAAGGCCAAGCAAAAGCAACACAUAAGGGAGUGCCAAUUUCUGCCUUAUAAGACAGGCUUCUUGGACAUUUACGAUGCCUUGGAUAUGCCCAAAGAACGGGUGGAGCUGAAACCAGGUGAAAAGCCUUGGUAUUUUGGAUGGAGUAAUUGUCAUGCGGAAACUGCAGAGGAAUUCCGUCGGCACUACGGUAGACCCUAUUUUCUGCCAGAAAGUUCAGAAAACAAUGCUGUCGAUUGGUUUUUCAUUGGCACCUCUGGCUUGGGAGCUCAAAUGCAUAUUGACAAUGUUAGAUUGCCGUCGUGGCAGGCUCAGCUGGCGGGCAGCAAGCGUUGGCUACUGGUUCCACCUCCCGAGUGCUACCUGCAGUGCCAAAACUUCGAUGUGGUGGUCCAGCAGGGCGAUAUAAUUGUUUUGGACACAAAUAAAUGGUACCACCAGACCUUUGUACAGCCGGGAGCCAUCAGUCUGACAAUUGGAGCUGAGUACGACUAAAGUUAACCGGCUGCAGGCGGUUUUUCCUCGUGACAGGAAACGGCUGCCCCAACAUCUCCAUUCGAUUCAGCAAAUAACCAAACGGACAAAUAUGGUCAACUGUUACUGUUACAGUAACAAACUUAACUUUAACAUUGCCAUAUUACACUGUUUUUUGCCAGCCGGUUUGUUAA
This is a messenger RNA of Drosophila eugracilis, 1141 nucleotides long. RefSeq lists its product as uncharacterized. The record is from RefSeq and is a predicted model, not a curated record. NCBI's taxonomy places the organism in Eukaryota, Metazoa, Arthropoda, Insecta, Diptera, Drosophilidae. The coding region runs from base 30 to 968 and encodes 312 amino acids. The transcript is spliced from 5 exons.